CCCGGUCGCGCCUGCGCAAUUCAUUGGCGCCAAGAUGGCGAUGGAGAUGAGGCUCCCGGUCCCUCGCAAGCCUCUUAGCGAGAGCCUGGGCCGCGAGACUAAGAAACAUCUGGUGGUGCCGGGGGACACCAUCACCACGGACACGGGCUUCAUGCGGGGCCAUGGGACUUACAUGGGGGAAGAGAAACUUAUUGCAUCUGUGGCUGGUUCUGUGGAAAGAGUAAACAAGUUGAUCUGUGUGAAAGCUUUGAAAACCAGAUACAAUGGUGAAGUGGGUGACAUCGUAGUGGGGAGGAUCACAGAGGUUCAACAGAAGAGGUGGAAGGUGGAGACGAACUCCAGGCUGGAUUCAGUCUUGCUUCUGUCAUCCAUGAACCUUCCAGGAGGAGAGCUGAGGAGAAGAUCUGCAGAGGAUGAGCUGGCCAUGAGAGGUUUCUUGCAGGAAGGGGACCUCAUCAGCGCUGAGGUGCAGGCAGUGUUCUCUGACGGAGCUGUUUCCCUGCACACGAGGAGCCUGAAAUACGGAAAGCUAGGUCAGGGUGUAUUGGUCCAGGUUUCCCCCUCCCUGGUGAAGCGGCAGAAGACUCACUUCCAUGACUUGCCUUGUGGUGCCUCAGUGAUUCUGGGUAACAAUGGCUUCAUCUGGAUCUACCCUACACCUGAGCACAAAGAAGAGGAUGCAGGGGGCUUCGUUGCAAACCUGGAGCCUGUCUCCCUUACCGAUCGAGAGGUGAUCUCCCGGCUUCGGAACUGUAUCGUCUCGCUGGUAACUCAGAGGAUGAUGCUGUAUGAUACCAGCAUCCUGUAUUGCUAUGAGGCAUCCCUUCCACACCAGAUUAAAGACAUCUUAAAGCCAGAAAUAAUGGAAGAAAUUGUGAUGGAAACGCGUCAGAGACUUUUAGAACAGGAGGGCUAGGCAGAAGUGCCUGAAGGACAGGACUGUGCCUGACAGAGCAGCUCUUGGAAGUGAAGAAUCUGAGUUGUAGUUCCGUGUGUGGCUCCGGAACUCAUCAUGGACCUACAUCGGCCUGCCUCCACCACAGACCUGCUUUCUUCUGUUCGAAGGCCAAACCUGGGAGAGGUGAACUGCGCUGCUGGCCGCUUGGGCUGUCUGCACAUCCCAGCACUUGGCUGGUUUUGCAUCUUCAAAAGUACGCAGUGUUCCAAGUGGACUCCCAUCUGGAAUAAUACGAAGAAUCUUUCCUUUUCUACUUAACCAUCACUUCACAAAGCACAAUGCAUCAAGAAAUUGCCUUUAUAGGUUGGCUGUAUGGCUCAGUGGUUGAGCAUCGACCCAUGAACCAAGAGGUCCCUGGUUCGAUUCCUGGUCAGGGCACAUGUCCAGGUUGCAGGUUUGAUCCUCAGUAGGGAGCGUGCAGGAGGCAGCCGAUUGAUGUCUCCCUCUCUCAUCAAUGUUUCUAUCUAUCCCUCUCUCUAAAAUCAAUAAAGCAGCAACAACAACAAAAAUGGCUCCUUGACCCUAAA
Messenger RNA from Myotis daubentonii (Daubenton's bat), 1485 nucleotides. RefSeq names its product exosome component 2 (gene EXOSC2). Gene Ontology annotation, molecular function: RNA binding. NCBI's taxonomy places the organism in Eukaryota, Metazoa, Chordata, Mammalia, Chiroptera, Vespertilionidae. Gene Ontology annotation, biological process: nuclear polyadenylation-dependent rRNA catabolic process; U4 snRNA 3'-end processing; TRAMP-dependent tRNA surveillance pathway. Gene Ontology annotation, cellular component: cytoplasmic exosome (RNase complex); nuclear exosome (RNase complex). The record is from RefSeq and is a predicted model, not a curated record.